Tauraco erythrolophus (red-crested turaco) is the source of this 1883-nucleotide messenger RNA. Lineage: Eukaryota; Metazoa; Chordata; Aves; Musophagiformes; Musophagidae. The record is from RefSeq and is a predicted model, not a curated record.
ACCUUUCAGCAGCCCAGAGGAAAUUUGCCCAUUCUCUGAGAGACUUUAAAUUUGAAUUCAUUGGUGAUGCAGAGACAGAUGAUGAAAGAUACAUAGAUGCAUCACUUCAUGAGUUUUCAAACUUUUUAAAAAAUCUGGAAGAACAAAGAGAAAUUUUGGCACUCAGUGUUACUGAAACUCUGAUCAAACCUUUGGAAAGAUUUAGGAAAGAGCAGCUAGGAGCUGUAAAGGAGGAAAAGAAGAAGUUUGAUAAAGAGACAGAGAAGAACUACAGUUUGUUAGAGAAGCAUUUGAAUUUAUCAGCUAAGAAGAAAGAGCUGCAAUUACAAGAGGCAGAUAACCAAGUGGAUCAGAACAGGAAACACUUCUAUGAGCUAUCCCUCGAGUAUGUGUGCAAACUGCAAGAGAUACAGGAGCGGAAGAAGUUUGAGUGUGUGGAACCUGUGCUAUCGUUUUUUCAGGGUUUGUUCACUUUCUAUCAUCAGGGAUAUGAACUUGCUAAAGACUUCAAUCAUUAUAAAAUGGCCCUGCAGAUAAAUAUACAAAAUACACGAAAUCGUUUUGAAGGAACAAGGUCAGAGGUAGAGGAGCUCAUGAACAAGAUCAGAAGAAAUCCUCAGGAACAUAAAAGAGCAAAUCACUUCACGAUGGAAGGCUACCUCUAUGUACAGGAAAAAAGGCCGGCUCCCUUUGGUUCCAGUUGGGUGAAGCACUAUUGCACGUACAGGAAAGAGACAAAGAAGUUCACCAUGAUUCCAUUUGAACACAGAUCAGGAGGGAAACUUGGUGAUGAGGAACUCUUUGUCCUGACGUACUGUACCAAAAGAAAUAUAGAUACUAUAGACAGGCGAUUCUGUUUUGACUUAGAAGCUUCAGACAGGCCUGGAGUUCCUGUGACCAUGCAGGCGUUUUCUGAGGAGGACAGGAAGCUGUGGAUGGAAGCCUUGGAUGGAAAAGAAGCUCUGUUCAUCAAUUUGAAUAGAGCGAAUGCAAAACGAGAGGGAAGUGCACAAUUGGAUAAGAUAGGGUUCACCGUCAUCAAAAAGUGCAUCAGUGCCAUUGAAACACGAGGUAUAAAUGACCAAGGAUUGUACAGAGUCGUGGGGGUGAGUUCAAAGGUCCAGAGACUUCUGAGUUUGUUGAUGGAUGCAAAAACCUGCAAUGAAGUUGACCUGGAAAACUCUGUAGAUUGGGAAGUGAAGACAAUUACUAGUGCUAUGAAGCAAUAUCUGCGAAGCCUUCCAGAGCCACUGAUGACAUACGAGUUGCAUGGAGAAUUCAUCGUUCCUGCCAAAAGUGGGAGUCCUGAAUCUCGAGUUAAUGCUGUUCACUUCUUGGUCCAUAAACUCCCAGAAAAGAACAAAGAGAUGCUGGAUAUUUUGGUGAAACAUUUAGCAAAUGUUUCAAAGCAUGCCAAGAGGAAUCUAAUGACUGUGGCCAAUCUAGGGGUAGUAUUUGGACCAACCUUAAUGAGGCCACAGGAAGAAACUGUAGCAGCCAUCAUGGACCUGAAGUUUCAGAAUAUCGUCGUCGAAAUCCUAAUAGAAAAUCAUGAGAAGAUUUUCAAAACCCUGCCUGAUGCCACUUUCCCUGAGCCAAUCUCUAUGUCAGUAUCUCCUCCAAACGCUCCACCAAGGCAAUCAAGACGACAAGGACAACGUAUUAAGAGGCCUCUGGCUGUUUACAAUCUCUGUCUUGAGCUGGAUGAUGCUGACAGUCACAGCUCUCCCAGAGAAGACACCCCACCUGGGAGCAUGGAUUCUCUUUCUUCCCAGUCUCCAACACCGACACCUGCCUUCUCUAGUAGUCCCCCAGGGCUGCUGGACGGAAAUCACCUUAUUAUGGACAGCGGAGAUCUUGCAAGCUGGACAGCAAAUCUGUAA